GGAGCCGGAAGGGUGAGCCUGCUCGGGGCCACUUCCGCUUCUGCCGGGGAGGAGCCUGCCGCGCUGUCAAUAUGAGUCGCUUCAAGUUCGUGGAUAUUGGUAUCAACCUGACAGAUCCUAUGUUUAGAGGAAUCUAUAGGGGGGUGCAGAAGCAUCAAGAUGACUUACAAGAUGUAAUAGAGAGAGCUGUCCAGAUUGGUGUUAAAAAGUUUAUGAUCACAGGUGGAAGUCUACAGGACAGCAGAGACGCGCUGCAGUUGGCACAGACAAAUGACAUGUUUUUCAGUACAGUUGGGUGUCAUCCCACGAGAUGUGACGAGUUUGACAAGAACAGCCCUGAUGGUUACUUGGCGGGAUUGCUGACCCUUGCUGAGAAUAACAAGGGGAAAGUUGUAGCCGUAGGGGAGUGUGGACUUGAUUUUGACCGGCUGCAGUUUUGCCCCAAAGAAACUCAGCUCAAAUAUUUCGAAAAACAAUUUGAACUGUCAGAACAAACACAAUUACCAAUGUUUCUUCAUUGUCGAAACUCACAUGCUGAGUUUUUGGACAUAAUGAGAAGAAAUAGAGACCGGUGUGUGGGUGGAGUGGUGCAUUCAUUUGAUGGUACAAAGGAAGCAGCAGCUGCUUUGAUUGACUUGGACCUUUACAUAGGAUUUAAUGGUUGCUCACUGAAAACAGAAGCUAACUUGGAAGUUCUGAAGUCAAUACCUAGUGAAAAACUAAUGAUUGAAACAGAUGCACCUUGGUGUGGAGUUAAAAGUACACAUGCUGGAUCAAAAUACAUAAAAACUUCAUUUCCUACCAAAAAGAAGUGGGAAAACGGGUACUGUUUAAAAGAUAGAAACGAGCCCUGCCAUAUAAUUCAAAUAUUGGAGAUAAUGGCAGCAGUCAGAGAAGAAGAUCCGCUGGAAUUAGCCAACACGCUAUAUAACAACACUAUUAAAGUCUUCUUUUCCUGA
Peromyscus eremicus (cactus mouse) is the source of this 959-nucleotide messenger RNA. It is a transcript of the gene Tatdn1, whose product is annotated as TatD DNase domain containing 1. NCBI's taxonomy places the organism in Eukaryota, Metazoa, Chordata, Mammalia, Rodentia, Cricetidae. Gene Ontology annotation, cellular component: cytosol. Gene Ontology annotation, molecular function: 3'-5'-DNA exonuclease activity. The coding region runs from base 72 to 959 and encodes 295 amino acids. The transcript is spliced from 12 exons. The record is from RefSeq and is a predicted model, not a curated record.